Molecule: messenger RNA, 1909 nt
Organism: Drosophila kikkawai
Lineage: Eukaryota; Metazoa; Arthropoda; Insecta; Diptera; Drosophilidae
Product: coiled-coil domain-containing protein 174
Cellular component (GO): nucleus
Source: RefSeq, a predicted model, not a curated record
ACCAGAUGCCGUUAAAGGGGAAAUCCUGCAAAUUGCCGGGCACAUUGUCGUCUGUUUUCAUUUAUUAUCGUUAUUAUUGUGAAAGAUGAACGACCCAAACAAAGCAAUCAGCGUGAAUCUCUCUUCCCUGCUCAGCUUAAAAGCAGAGUUGUUACGGAAGCAGCAUGAGGUCAGGCUAGCGAAGGCCAGCAAACCAUCCGCCACAGAGUUCCGGCCCAACAGGGAGAGCAGAGACAAGGAAAAGUCCAAGGAUCACGGCUACAAGGCGGUCGGAAAAAGUGGAGAUGAUGCCAAGGUGUACGAGGCAGAGGACCAUGCCCAGUUGGACAAGUCCCGCCGGGUGCUGGAGGCCAAGAGCAAGUUCUACGACCGGAUGAGCCGCAGCGGUGGCAGCCUGAACUCUGAUGACAACUGCCUGGUGAUGUUCAAUCGCAAAAAGCAGGAGGAGUGCCACCAGCUGCCGCAGAAGAGUGAGACCCGCCAACGACAGAGCAGCAGUAGUAGCUCCAGCGGGGACGAGGACGAGGGCCAUGAAGACGACGAAGUGGAGUACGUGGAUUGCCUGGGGCGCACUAGAAAGUGCCUGAGAAAGGAACUAUCGGCGGCCAAGAGGCGCGACAGGCAGCUGGCCGAGAGCAUGCCCGAGCGGCUGGAUCAAACGAAGGCCAAUUGGAUGAUAGAUACCAAAGGCAGCCACGUCCAGAACAGCGAAGACGAAAAUGACGGCGAUGGCGAGCCUAGUUACGGACCACCACCUCCGGAGAGCGUCUUCAGUGAUGCCCUGUCCACAAUGACCAAGCACGACGAGCAGCGCCUAAACUGGGAGCGAAAGGAGCAGGAGAACUUCGACAAGCCUGACGUGCAUUACCAGGACGUCUUCUUCGACGAAGCGCGCACCCAUGGCGUUGGCUACUACGCCUUCUCCACCGACGAGGCAGAGCGCAAACAACAGCAGAUUGCCCUGGAGGAAGCCCGCAGAGCCACGACCGCGGAACAGAGUCGACGGGAAGAGAUGCUCUCUAAGCGGAACCUGCUCGUAGCCGAUCGCGUGCUCGCCGCCAAGAACAGGAUACGGGCACGCAACGGCUUGCCGCCCAUCAGUAAGGAGGAGUACGAGCGCGAGCAGCAGCAAAAGAAGGACGAAGAAACGGCUAAAGCCGAGGCGCGGGCGCAGGAGGAGCAGAAGAAGAGGGAAGUAAUUGAAAGAAAGAAGGCGGACGAGGAGGCCGAAUUAGAAGAAGCAAGAAAGGAGCAUGUAAGGGACUGGGACCGGGAUAAGCCCGGCGUUCCAGCCAAGCGGCGGGGAUCAGAAUCACCCGAGGAGGAGGAGUGGAAGUACAAGGCCGAGCGGCUACCCAUGUCACAGGAAGAGUGGAACGAGAAGCAGCGUGCCCAGCGGCAAUCAGAGUUUGCGCCAAUGCCAGAGCCCCCAACUCAUCCAAAACGCAGCAAUUUCAACAGCAUGCCACCACCUCCGACGUGGGAAGGCGGGUCAGCGGAGCAAGAGUUUUGCAAUUUUCAUACCACCAAGCGGGAACGCACAUUCCAGCGACGCAACUACACCUCCGGCAACGAGGACAGUUACGAUGAAGAACCUGGGUCCUCCGCUCGAGGCCUGGGCGCCGCCAUUCCACCGCCACCUGGACUGGAUGACACUGCUGCUCCGACUACAGCGAAGCGUGCCAAGUCCCAGGCUGACCUGGAGCGCUCUAUCGAGGCGGGUUUGAGGUUUCUGCGCGAUAACAGUGACAAGGGUGUGCUGGGAAACAAGGCCACCUGGACAGCCAAGGCGGAUUAUUAGGACUGUUAGAGUUUAAAGUUAGGUGCUUUGUAUAAGCAAUAUAGUUUAUUAUAAUCAUUACGUGAAAAUAAAUUUUUUCUAUGCGGUUUGGAAUUCCUUGAGCGUAAA